Paraglomus brasilianum is the source of this 1062-nucleotide messenger RNA. The record is from the annotation of a GenBank genome assembly. NCBI's taxonomy places the organism in Eukaryota, Fungi, Glomeromycota, Glomeromycetes, Paraglomerales, Paraglomeraceae.
AUGUCACCUACGAUUCAAAGUUUAACUAAAAAGUUAGUCAAUGAUCCCAAUGCUUUUGCUCCAGCAGAUGCGCAGGCAGCAAUCGUUGAGUUAAUGGCUGGUAGAGCGACAUCAGCUCAGAUAGCUUGUUUUCUAAUCGCAUUGAAAAUACUAAACAAAGAUGCCGAACCCGAAAUAGUUGCUGCAUGUGCGGCGUCGAUGCUCGAGUUUGCCGUCAAAGUGGAUUUUAGUCAAUAUGAAGGAUUACAGGAUUCACUGGUGGACGUUGUGGGGACGGGUGGAGAUGGUAUGAAUACUUUUAAUGUGUCAACUACUGCGGCCAUUGUGAUUGCUGGUGCAGGUGCGAAAGUUGCUAAGUUUGGCAACAGGGCUGCUUCGUCUUCAAGUGGAUCGGCUGAUAUCCUGGAAUCGCUUGGUUGCAAAAUAAUCAAUGUCACCGCUAGUGAGGUACCUCACAUAGUCAACUCAAACAACUUUUGUUUUCUCUUUGCACAAACCUUCCAUCCUGCUGUGAAGCACGUUGCACAGCCACGAAGGGAGAUGGGUAUUCCUACAAUAUUUAAUUUAUUAGGGCCGUUAGUCAACCCAGCAAGGCCAAAGAGAGUAGUGAUUGGAGUGUAUUCAAAAAGUCUUGGUCCAUUAGUCAUCGAGGCAUUAAGGUUGAAUCAAGCCAAGAAGGCUAUGGUAGUGCAUGGAGCUAUUGGGUUAGAUGAGGUUAGCCCGGAAGGUGAAACUUUUGUAUGGGAACUGGAAGAUGACAUUAUCAAAGAGUAUACAGUAACACCAUCGGACUAUGGUCUUCCCUCCCAUCCAAUCUCUUCUGUUGCUGGAGGUACAGCUAGUGAGAAUGCAGAAACUUUAUUGAAGCUAUUAUCAAAUGAGUAUGAGGGUCCAGUUUUAGACUUUGUGUUGUUAAAUGCAGCAACGGCAUUGUAUGUUAGUGGAACUGCAAAAGAUUUAAAGGAAGGAGUUAAACUAGCUAGAGAAAGCAUCACGAGUGGGAGUGCAAAGAAAGCUCUGGAUGGGUUCAGGGAUGCGAGUUUACAAGAACAAAUUAAAUAA